GGAUUCAAGAUGUAUUCAGUGAUGCAUGGCAGCCCGAGCGAAAGUUCCAGGCACAAUUUGAGUUUGAAGAAUUCGAGAAGAAUGAACGGAGACGCUGAACCCUUGCUCCGUUUUUCAGAAGCAAAGAAAGUUUUAGGAGAUAUUUACACGGAUUUGGGAAAACAUGUGGAUGAAUUGGAUGAGGUUUACAAAGAUGGGUCUGUAUCACUGGUCCCGGCCGAACAAGCUGAUGAAAUAGCUCUUUUCCGUGAUUCCAUAAAAACAAUCAUGGAGACAUUCAGAAGGGAUAACAUGAAAGUCGUUUUCUUCGGAAGAACAAGCAAUGGAAAAAGUACGACGAUAAAUGCCAUGCUUCACGCGAAAAUUCUUCCUCAAGGAAUGGGUCAUACAACGUGUUGCUUCUUACAGGUACAAGGUUGCGAUGAAGAUAAUGGCUACCUUUUACACGAAGAUGAUCCGAAUCGCAUACCAAUCAGUCAAUUGGGCAAAAUCGGUCAUGCCUUGAGUAGCGACAACUCCGAUUUACCAGCCAUGGGACAAGAUUCGCUGCUUCGAGUAUUCUAUCCCAAAGGUCACGGCGAAGGAGAGAAUCGACUUUUACAGAAUGAUGUAGUUAUUUUAGACAGUCCGGGUGUAGAUCUAUCACCAGAAUUCGACAGUUGGAUCGAUAAACAUUGUUUAGAUGCAGAUGUUUUCGUAUUGGUGUUGAAUGCGGAGUCAACACUCACGCAAGCAGAAAAAAGUUUCUUCUACCGCGUUGCAAAAAAACUCAGUAAACCAAACGUGUUUAUUUUGAAUAAUCGUUGGGAUGCCAGUGCGGCAGAGUCUGAACACGUUGACGAUGUGAAGCAGCAACAUUUGACUCGUUUCCGCCAAUUUCUUGUUAACGAACUGGAGGUUGCUACUGACCGUGACGUUAAGGACAGAAUUUUCUUUGUUUCAUCGCGAGAGGUUCUUGAAUCCCGGUUGAAAGCACGGGGUUUGUUGAAAAAUCCCUACCAAGUUGAUGGUCAUCAAGUUCGGGCAAUGGAGUUUGAGAUGUUCGAAAAGCAGUUUGAGCACUGCAUAUCGAGAUCUGCUAUCCGAACGAAAUUCGAAGCCCACAAUCGGAGAGCGAACGAGAUAAUAGCAAGAAUGCGUGCAAAUGUUGAUGUUGUUUACUCAGCCGCAAAUCGCAACAAGGAGUUUCUUGAGAAGCAACUUCAAGACAGCACCAUUGUGUUUAAUAACUGCCGAACUAACUUUGCACAAUUCGAACGGGCCUACAGAGAACAAACUGAGCGUCUGAGAGCUGAAGUUCAUUUGAAGGUUUCCGCAGAUUUCAGCGAGGAAAUAAUGAGGCUUGAGGCUAUUGUUGACCGAUUCAACAUGCCAUUUAUGGAUACUAAGGAAGGAAUUGCGGAAUAUAAACGGGCGCUAGCUGAUUUCACCGAUAAAUGUGUCAGUUCUGAUCUUGAAGCAAGGUGCACUGGUGGAUUGAUGUCUCGGAUAUGGAAUCUCGAGAAUGAUAUGUUCCAAUAUGUAACGCAGAUCUUAUCCCCACCAUAUCAACAUAAGUUAGAGGAGGUGUGGAGGUAUCGCGCGCCGUUUAAAUUCAGCAUUUGUGUUGAUGCACCUGCACUGACGAAAGAUUUUCACGAGGAUCUGGAAUUUCGUUUCACAUUUGGUUUGUCUGCUAUUAUUCGUCGCAUUAUUGCCUAUAGAUCAGGUCAACCUGUGACGGCAAUUCAGACCAACCUCCUAACACCAAUAGCGUUGGUCAAUUUGCACGCUGAGGCAAUGCAAAAGGCUGUCGAAGAAAAUGCAAUGAUGACGCAAAUGGUAUUAACCUCAGCCAGCUAUCUGGCUAAUGGGAGUAUCGGGCUGCUGAUCAUUGGUGGAAUUGUUUAUAGGGCUGUGGGCUGGCGGAUAAUCGCCGUAUCCGCAGCAACAUAUGGGGGCCUUUAUUUGUGGGAGCGCAUGCGAUGGAAUUCCCAUGCAAAAGAGCAACAUCUCAAAGAGCAAUUUCGGGCACACCUCGCUGCGCGUAUGCAACAAGUUGGAGCAGCACAUACAACACAUUGUGAAACACAAGCCAUGCGAGAAAUGGACCAGGUUUUUGAUGGUCUUCGAGCAACUGUUGCAGGCGUGCAUAGGGAGAUGAAAGAGGAGUUGGACAACAAUAAAAAGGAAAUUGAAAAAGUGGAUGGCACGCUGAAGAGCCUUCUUACGAUCAAAGGGAAAACGGCUUUUCUUCUGCGAAGUUUGGAGCAGUUCUAUUCGUCUUUCUUGCGGGCAGACUCUCCUUCACUUUAG
Molecule: messenger RNA, 2295 nt
Organism: Haemonchus placei
Lineage: Eukaryota; Metazoa; Nematoda; Chromadorea; Rhabditida; Trichostrongylidae
Source: the annotation of a GenBank genome assembly